This is a messenger RNA of Rubroshorea leprosula, 3451 nucleotides long. The record is from the annotation of a GenBank genome assembly. NCBI's taxonomy places the organism in Eukaryota, Viridiplantae, Streptophyta, Magnoliopsida, Malvales, Dipterocarpaceae.
AAGCGAAGGGCGCUUCUGUUUCUGUUCAUGCUGUCUUGGGUCCGUCUCGAUUCCUUCCUUUAAUCUUCACCUUCAAAUUUUCCCUCACUUUCUCUCUCUUACACAUUACAGCCCCUCUUUGUUUAUUUUGCGGAAAAGGAAGGUUUUUUAUACCAUUCAUGUUAUCUCAUAAUUUUGGUUCUGCAUUUCUGGGACGCAUCAAUGAGAGUCAGUUAAGCAUACCCUUUUUUUCUUCAAGGAGGUUCUUUGACUAAUAAUGGAGAGCCAAAGUCAGCUAGUGGUUAGUGGACAGAACAGGAUGCUUCCUCCACCACCUGCAACUUUUCAAGAUCGUGAAGAUCUGAUUAAACAUGCCCGUGACUUUGGGGCUAGCCAAGGAUAUGUGGUGACUAUUAAGAAGUCUAGGAAGGACAGAAGGGUAAUUCUUGGUUGUGACAGAGGAGGUGUUUAUCGUAAUAGGCGUAAGAUUGAUGAAACUAAACGCAAAAGGAAAGCAUCCUCGAGGCUUAUUAAUUGUCCUUUUGAAGCUAUAGGUAAGAAGGAAGAUGAUGUCUGGCUACUAACCAUAAAAAAUGGGGAUCACAACCAUGAACCUUUAAAAGACAUGUCAGAGCAUCCAUAUAGUCGUCGUUUCACUGAGGAAGAGGUUAGGCAAAUCAAGUUAAUGACAGAAGCUGGUGUAAAGCCCCGCCAAGUAUUGAAGACUCUGAAGCAAAGUAAUCCUGAGCUGCAGUCAACACCAAGACAUCUAUACAACCUCAAAGCUAAGAUUCGUCAAGGAAAUUUAACAGAGAAAAGUUUCAAGUCAUCAUGGAUACCGAACAGAUCUGUUCUUGUUAACAGCGGGGAGUCCUUGAGGCAAAACAACCAGCCACUGAAGGUUCCUAAUUUUAUUGGGGGGAGAUUUGUGGAGUCUCAAGGAUCUGCUAUCAUUGAAGUAAUAAAUCCUGCAACACAAGAAGUUGUUUCUCAAGUUCCUUUGACUACCUAUGAGGAGUUCAAAGAUGCAGUAGAUGCAGCCAAACAAGCUUUACCAUCAUGGAAAAAUACGCCAAUUGUAACUCGUCAGCGCAUAAUGUUCAAGCUCCAGGAGUUCAUCCGAAGAGAUAUUGAUAAGCUUGCUAUGAAUAUUACCAUAGAACAGGGCAAAGCAUUAAAGAGUGCUCGUGGUGAUGUGUUGCAUGGAUUAGAGGUUGUUGAACAUGCAUGCGGAAUGGCAACUCUGCAAAUGGGGGAGUUUGUCCCUAAUGCUUCCAAUGGAAUUGAUACAUACUGCAUUCGAGAGCCAGUUGGCGUUUGUGCUGGAAUAUGCUCAUUUAACUUUCCAGCAACAAUCCCCUUGUGGAUGUUUCCUAUUGCAGUUGCAUGUGGCAAUACAUUUGUUCUCAAGACAUGUGAAAAAAAUCCAGGGGCAUCCAUGAUACUUGGAGCAUUAGCAAAGGAGGCUGGUUUACCAGAUGGUGUCUUAAAUAUUGUUCAUGGAACUAGUGAUAUAAUUAAUUAUAUUUGUGAUGAUGAGGAUAUAAAAGCUGUAUCGUUCUUUGGUUCAACCAUGGCUGGUAUGCACGUACAUGCCAGAGCAGCUGCUAGAGGAAAACAAGUUCAGUCAAAUGUUGCUGGCAAAAAUCAUGCAAUUGUCAUGCCUGAUGCCAGCAUGGAAGCUACUUUGAAUGCUCUAGUAGCUGCUGGGUUUGGUGCAGUAGGACAAAGGUGCAUGGCUUCUAUUACGGCUAUUUUUGUUGGAGGUUCAAUACCAUGGGAAGAACUUGUGGAGCGUGCCAAAGCACUUAAAAUCAAUGUAGGAACUGAUGCUAGUGCAGACAUUGGUCCAGUGAUUAGUAAAGAGGCAAAAGAUCACAUAAGCAGAUUAGUACAAAGCAGUGUUGAUGCUGGUGCUAGACUGCUUCUUGAUGGGAGAAAUGUUGUGGUUCCAGGAUAUGAGAAUGGAAAUUUUAUUGGUCCAACUAUCUUAUGUGAUGUUACACUCAAUAUGGAGUGCUACAAGGACGACAUUUUUGGUCCAGUUCUCAUUUGUAUGCAGGUGGAGAGCCUAGAAGAGGCUAUAGCCAUUGUUAACAAAACCAAAUCUCUGAAUGGAGCUUCUAUAUUCACGUCAUCUGGCUAUGCUGCUAGGAAGUUCCAGAAUGAAAUUGAUGCUGGUCUGGUUGGGAUCAAUGUUCCUGUUCCUAUUCCGAUGCCAUUUUCCUCUAAUGGACCAAAAGCAUCUUUCGCUGGAGAUCUUAAUUUCUGUGUUGCAGGAAAGUCUGGUGUACAGUUUUACACCCAGAUCAAAAUGGUAGCACAGCAGUGGGGAGAUUUGCCAACCCUUGGAGUGUCCUCAGGUUUGCAACCAUCGUCUGAGACAGAUAUGACUAGCCGAGGCGUCUCUUCUGCAUUGCGUCCAUCAUCUGAAAGAGAUUCACCAUCCCAAAGAACAUCACCAGCCAUGUCUCCAGCAUCAGAGAAUGAUUUGUCAGGCUGUGGAGCGCUGACUCUGGUUCCAUCAACUUCAGAAAGGGAUCCACCAAACCCUGGGGGGUCAUCUCUGCCUCUAACUGCUGAUGCAGACUUGCCGAGUCGGAAUACAUCUGAUAUUGACUUGUCAAACAAGGACAAUUCACUGGCUACAACCCACCCGUCUGAAAGAAUGUAUAUGCCCCAACCAUCACAGUGGAAGGAAACUCCAAGCCUGACAUCCCAAAGGACUGAACCUAUUGCUCCACCCCCCGAGAGGAUUUAUAUGCCCAUGAUAUCUCAGAAGAAUAGCAACGCAGCUCCAACAGUUCAGAGGACAGACAAUUCAUUAGGCUUGACUCAUGAGAGAGUAUUCAUGGCUACGUCUCAUAAGAACGACAGUAUGGUUCCAGUUUCACAUAGGAACAAUGGUAUAGCUCAAACAUCUCAUUCUGCUGCACAUCCAGCUUCCGAGAGGAUCUACAUGAUGACAACUUCUAACUUGAGCGAUGGUGUAGGUCACACAUUUCAAAGAACUGAAGACACUUUCUUCCCAACUUCAGAGAGGAUAUAUAUGGCUGCCGUACCACACAGGAAUGAUCACAUUGGCUCCACAUCUCAGCGGGCAGAUGUCACGUUACAGCCACCUUCCGAGAGGGUAUACAUACCUCCAGCACCCCAAAGGGCUGACAAUAUUGCUUCACCUUCUCACCGGGCUGAUGCUGUGCCUCCUACUUCUGAGAGCAUGUAUCUCUCUCCAAUUAUACAGAGAAAUCCUGGUGUGCCCCCAUCUGAGAGGUUAUACAUGCCAGCAACAUCUCAGAGGAUGUAUAAUCAAAACCAAGUAAUGUCGAUGGAUGAUUACUCUGGCCAAGGUCCAUCUAUUAACGUGCCUGCGUCACAGAGGAUAUAGGAUAAUAACUCUAGUUUUAUUUUUAUUUUUAUGAAGUUCCUAGACAAAUCAGUUUAUAAUGCUAAAUAAGAUUUAUUUUCUACC